Messenger RNA from Knipowitschia caucasica, 453 nucleotides. Lineage: Eukaryota; Metazoa; Chordata; Actinopteri; Gobiiformes; Gobiidae. The record is from the annotation of a GenBank genome assembly.
AUGACGCCGCUCACCUAUAAGUGUCGGUGGUCUGCGCCGCGCCAACAGGACUCCAGUCUCUGCGCCAUGGAGAUGUCCGUCAAACUCAUCUGCGGCAUCACGCUGUUCUUCCUGCUGCUGGCAUGCAGUCCCUCGGAGGGCUGGUACAAACAGAUGGCUGGAGGACCGAGCUACUACUCUGUGGGCAGGGCAUCUGGCUUGUUGUCCGGGAUCCGGAGGUCUCCAUACGCAAAGAGAGGAGAGACGCAGCCGACAGAGAGCGCACAGAACGUGCUCUCUGAACUUACGUCAAGAAGUUUUUUCCUGAAGACCAUGUCUGUUUGCAUCAAAGAAAUUACACCAAUCCUGCAGAGUUGUGAACUGUUCCCUGAGAGGCUCAAAGGCUCGUUUAAGUGCUCUGCCGAAGUCUUCCUCUCCCUGGACUCCGCGGACUGUGCAGCGGCUGGAGACUAG